GUCCUUCCAUCAUUCACUCCACUGAUUCAUCAUUUAAAUAGUCGGAGUCGUGAAUCACGAGACAAUAAAAUAUAUUAAACGAAAAGCAUCCCCUGUAUCUUCUACAGGUCAAUAAAUAUCCAUGCACCUCCCAAAGCUGAUCACUGCACUACCUACUACUACUUUCUUCUCAGGUUAUAUCGCAAUUAUAUUACAGGUACUGUAUUUGGUAAGAUUUAUCAAACGCAAGCAAAAGAUCGAGAUGGCCCAAAAGCUGGCAGCAAAGGGUGGUGAGAUUGGAGAUGUUUGGGAUGAUGGUGUUUACGACAAUGUUAGAAAGGUGUAUGUAGGGCAAGGCCAAGAUGGUAUAGCAUUCGUCAAGUUUGAGUACGUCAAUGGUUCUCAAGUGGUUGCUAGAGAUGAACAUGGAAAGAAGACUCCGCUAGGAGUUGAUGAGUUUGAGAUUGAUGUUGAUGACUACAUCGUAUACGUGGAAGGUUACCGUGAGAAAGUUAAUGAUAUGCCCACAGAAAUGAUCACGUUUCUUACAUUCAAAACCUAUAACGGCAAAACCUCUCAGCCUAUUGAACAAAGACCUGGGACUAAGUUUGUGCUUCACGGUGGAAAAAUCGUUGGGUUUCACGGACGUUCGACCUACGUUCUACACUCCCUCGGGGCCUAUGUUUCUUCGGCGCCGUCCGCUUCGAAAUUACUCGGAAAAUGGAUAAAGGUGGAGCAAAAAGGAGAAUGUCCAGGGCAAAGAUGCUCGCAUGGCAUAGCACAGGUAGGUAACAAGGUUUACGCCUUUGGUGGUGAGUUCACACCAAAUCAGCCCAUCGACAAACACCUUUAUGUCUUUGACCUCGAGACCCGUACUUGGUCCAUUUCUCCAGCCACCGGAGACAUUCCGCACCUCUCUUGCUUAGGUGUCCGUAUGGUGUCUGUAGGAUCAACCCUCUAUGUCUUUGGAGGCCGAGACGCUUCACGGCAAUAUAACGGUUUCUACUCAUUUGACACUACAACGAACGAGUGGAAACUGGUAACCCCGGUAGAAGAAGGACCCACUCCUCGUAGUUUUCACUCGAUGGCAGCCGAUGAGAACAACGUUUACGUUUUUGGUGGGGUAAGUGCUACGGUGCGGCUCAAGACACUAGACGCUUAUAACAUUGUUGAUAAGAAGUGGGUUCAGUGUUCGACUCCAGGAGAUAACUUUAGCGUUAGAGGAGGAGCAGGGCUCGAAGUGGUGCAAGGGAAGGUAUGGGUUGUGUAUGGAUUCAACGGAUGUGAAGUAGAUGAUGUUCAUUACUAUGAUCCUGUACAAGACAAGUGGACACAAGUGGAAACAUUUGGUGAGAGGCCUUCGGAAAGGAGUGUGUUCGCUAGUGCGGUUGUUGGAAAACACAUUUUGUUGUUUGGAGGUGAGAUUGCGAUGGACCCACUAGCUCACGCGGGUCCGGGUCAACUGGCCGAUGGCACUUUUGCGUUGGACACAGAGACGUCAAAAUGGGAGAGGUUGGAUAAGAUUGGUGAAGAGGAGGAGACUCCGAGUAGCAGAGGAUGGACAGCGUCCACAACUGGGACCAUUGAUGGUAAGAAAGGGCUUGUGAUGCAUGCUGGGAAAGCUCCAACCAAUGACAGGUUUGAUGAUCUUUUCUUCUACGGAAUUGAAUCUGCUUGAUCAAACGCUUUAAACGCGGUUUGAUGAUAACCGUUUGUGACUUUAAGUGUGUGUGUGUGUAAUGGAUGCAAUAAGGAAGGGUCGUGAGGACUAUACCAUAUGAUCCUUCGUCAGCUUGUCCAUUUGACCGUUUCGUUUUUUUUUUUUUUCUAUAAGGUUGUUUCAUGCAUGUUUUGUGUUUGUACGAUAAUUGUAUCAAUAAAAUCGUUUAUUUUCUUGAAAGAA
Molecule: messenger RNA, 1882 nt
Organism: Camelina sativa (false flax)
Lineage: Eukaryota; Viridiplantae; Streptophyta; Magnoliopsida; Brassicales; Brassicaceae
Source: RefSeq, a predicted model, not a curated record